UCUAUAUAAGUAAGCAUACGACUGAAACAUCGACAAAUCCCCAUCUUUAAAUCAAAUCCACCUUGUGCCAAAAAAGAAAGGAAACAAAAAGGAGUAAAGAUGAGAGUUGCGGUGAUCGGAAGUGGUAUAAGUGGAUUAGGAAGUGCCUACGUUCUUGCCAAAGAAGAUGGAAUUGAGGAGUUGGUGUUAUUCGAAAAGGAGAACUCUCUAGGAGGUCAUGCCAAAACGAUGCGUUUUGAUGGCGUUGACUUGGACCUCGGAUUCACAGUCUUCAAUCCUGUUACGUCUCCGAACAUGAUGGAGUUCUUCAAGAAUCUUGGAGUAGACUUGGAGGUUUCAGAAAUGUCACUAUCAGUGAGCCUUGACAAUGGCACAGGCUGCGAAUGGGGAAGCCGCAACGGCCUUUCGAGCUUGUUUGCUCAGAAAAAGAACGUUUUGAAUCCAUAUUUCUGGAAAAUGCUAAUAGAAAACAAUAAAUUUAAGGAAGACGUAGAAAAAUAUAUUGAAGAGCUGGAGCGGAAACCUGAUAUUGACCGAAACGAAACCCUAGGAGAGUUUCUAAAGUCUCAUGGAUACUCUGACAUGUUUCAAAAGGCUUACUUGGUACCGGCAUGUUGUUCGAUAUGGCCAUGUUCACCAGACCGCGUCCUUAACUUUUCGGCUUACUCUGUUCUUUCAUUUUGUCGCAACUACCAGUUACUUCAGCUCUAUGGGAGGCCACAGUGGCUGAAUGUUGCAGGACAUUCUAAGACUUAUGUGUCAAAGGUUAGGGUUGAAUUGGAGCAACGAGGAUGCAAGAUUAGAACAAGCUGCAUUGUAAAAUCUGUUUCGACAUCUGAGGAUGGUUAUGUCACAGUAACAACUGAAGAUGGAUCUCAAGAAGUAUUUGAUAGAUGUAUAUUAGCUGUGCACGCACCAGAUGCUCUGAGAUUGCUUGGAGAACAAGCCACAACUGAUGAAACUAGGGUUCUUGGUGCUUUCCAAUACAAUUACAGCGAUCUUUAUCUCCACCGAGACACUGAUCUGAUGCCGCGGAAUCUUGUUGCGUGGAGCGCUUGGAAUUUCCUAAGUUCUCAAAAUAAAGCGAAUCUGACGUAUUGGCUCAAUUUAAUGCAGAAUCUUGGAGAUGAGCAUGAUCCAUUUUUUCUCACAUUUAAUCCUGAAGUUACCCCAAAGAACACUUUGCUCAAAUGGACCACUGGUCAUCCUAUGCCCUCUGUUUCUGCCUGGAAAGCUUCACAAGAGAUGAUCAAGAUUCAAGGGAAACGUAGUGUAUGGUUCUGUGGUUCAUAUCAAGGUUAUGGUUUUCAUGAAGACGGGCUCAAGGCUGGUAUAGCGGCUGCACACAGUUUGCUAGGAAAAGAUAUGGUGACACCUCUGAGAAACCCAAAACACAUGGUCCUGUCUCUAACCGAGAAAGGGGCUCGGUUUUUCUUUACUAGAUUCUUGAGACAUUUCAUAUCCACCGGUUGUUUACAGAUAAUUGAAGAAGGAGGAUUGGUGUACACUUUUGAGGGCAAGGAUUCAAGAUGUCACUUAAAAUCUGUCUUAGAGAUUCACAGUCCUGAGUUUUACUGGAAGGUUAUGACACAAGCAGAUUUAGGUCUUGCUGAUGCUUAUAUCAAUGGAGAUUUUUCGUUUGUUGAUAAGGAAACAGGACUUUUGAAUUUGAUCAUGAUUCUCAUAGCUAACAAAGAACUGAACUCAAAAAACUCAACUUUUGCUAAGAAAAGGGGGUGGUGGCCACCGAUGUUUCUAAUAGCUGGUAUAGCAUCUACAAAGCAUUUUCUAAAGCAUGUUUCAAAACAGAACACUUUAACUCAAGCUCGAAGGAACAUUUCUCGUCACUAUGACCUUAGUAAUGAGCUUUUUGCUUUGUUCUUGGAUGAUACCAUGAGUUAUUCCUCUGCAGUAUAUAAGUCAGACGAUGAGGAUCUGAGAACUGCACAAUUGAGAAAAAUAUCUCUUCUGAUUGAUAAGGCAAGAAUAGAGAAGAACCAUGAGGUUUUAGAAAUUGGAUUCGGAUGGGGAACUUUUGCCAUAGAAGUUGUGAGAAAAACUGGAUGCAAAUACACUGGCAUCACACUAUCUGUUGAACAACUUAAAUAUGCAAAAGAAAAAGUGAAAGAAGCUGGACUUGAGGACCGGAUUAAGUUUGAGCUCUGCGACUAUCGCCAACUAUCUAAUGCUCACAAAUAUGACCGGAUUAUAUCUUGUGAGAUGAUGGAACAUAUUGGCCAUGAAUUCAUGGAAACAUUUUUCAGCCAUUGUGAAGCUGCGCUUGCAGAAGAUGGCAUAAUUGUCCAUCAGUUCAUAGCGAUACCCGAGGAGCGUUACAAUGAGUACAGACUAAAUUCAGAUUUCGUAAGAGAAUACAUAUUUCCUGGUGGAUGCCUUCCUUCUUUAGCAAGAGUUACUUCAGCUAUGGCCUCUUCUUCUAGGCUAUGCGUCGAAAACGUUGAGAACAUCGGAAACCAUUACUAUAAGACUUUGAGGAGCUGGAGGAAAAACUUCUUGGAGAAUGAGAAACAAAUCAUGGAUCUUGGAUUCGAUGAUAAAUUCAUAAGGACAUGGGAAUAUUAUUUCGACUAUAGUGCAGCUGCUCUCAAGACUCUUACCAUUGCUGAUUACCAAGUAGUGUUCUCACGUCCGGGAAAUGUAGCUGCACUCGGGGAUCCAUUUCGUAGCUUCCCUUCUGCUCAGAGAUAAACAAGAGUAGAUGAAUCAUUUCCAAACAUUUAAGUACUAUUCUCAUUUCUUGUGUGUUGUUUUCCAGAAAAGAUUCAUAGUUUGCGUGUGGAAGUUAUAUAUGUAAACUUUAUAAGGAUAUGGUCUCAUGAUUGAUUCUGUUAUGGAGCAAUGAUUCACUUCGCUACGACCAGUAUUAGAAUAUCACUUAUUGUAAUAAAAAUUAAACAUACUUAUUAAUG
This is a messenger RNA of Eutrema salsugineum, 2930 nucleotides long. RefSeq lists its product as uncharacterized. The coding region runs from base 100 to 2709 and encodes 869 amino acids. The transcript is spliced from 23 exons. Gene Ontology annotation, molecular function: oxidoreductase activity; methyltransferase activity. The record is from RefSeq and is a predicted model, not a curated record. Lineage: Eukaryota; Viridiplantae; Streptophyta; Magnoliopsida; Brassicales; Brassicaceae.